Lagopus muta (rock ptarmigan) is the source of this 2660-nucleotide messenger RNA. It is a transcript of the gene VAMP1, whose product is annotated as vesicle associated membrane protein 1. Gene Ontology annotation, biological process: vesicle-mediated transport; SNARE complex assembly; vesicle fusion. The coding region runs from base 103 to 462 and encodes 119 amino acids. Gene Ontology annotation, molecular function: SNAP receptor activity; syntaxin binding. The record is from RefSeq and is a predicted model, not a curated record. NCBI's taxonomy places the organism in Eukaryota, Metazoa, Chordata, Aves, Galliformes, Phasianidae. Gene Ontology annotation, cellular component: SNARE complex; plasma membrane. The transcript is spliced from 5 exons.
CCGUGGGCGGGGCCUCAGCCGCUAUAAGUGAGGCGGCAGGUGGCGUGCGGGCGCUCCUGUCAGUGCGGUGCGCGGCGGUUUGCCAGAGUGCCGGCCGGGGGAAUGUCUGAACCAGCUCAGCAGCCUGCUCCUGGGGCCCCUGAAGGGGGUGCCCCUGCCGGGGGCCCCCCGGGGCCACCCCCCAAUCUGAGCAGUAACCGUCGGCUGCAGCAGACGCAGGCCCAGGUGGAGGAGGUGGUUGAUAUUAUGCGAGUGAAUGUCGACAAGGUACUGGAACGAGACCAGAAACUUUCAGAGCUUGAUGAUCGGGCAGAUGCACUUCAGGCUGGUGCCUCAGUAUUUGAAAGUAGUGCAGCAAAACUCAAAAGGAAGUACUGGUGGAAGAACUGUAAGAUGAUGAUCAUGAUGGGAGUGAUUUGUGCCAUUGUGGUGGUGGUGAUUGUAAUCUACUUUUUUACUUGAAUGUAGCCCCUUCAGUCUGCAACCUGCUAUCCCCUGUCACCUUGCCUGUCUCUUCUUGCCUCUGAAUCUUCCCUUCCCUUCCACCUAGCUUCUUCAUUGAUUACUUUAUUGGUUCUGUCGUCUUUAAGAUUAUGAAGUGCUCUACUGAUCAUGGGUUAGACUUCCCAACAGCUGCAGCUUAAGAGAGGGUCAUCAGAGUUGAGAGGAAUAGGAAGCAGAGGAGGAGUGGGUGGUUAUUAUCCUGCUCUUCUGCAGGGAAUUUGUGGCUUAUUUUGGGGUGUAAGCUUGUUCAGUUAGUGCCUGUGUGAACUCUAACAAAUAAAGAAUGCCUUAAUGUAGUGCCUUUGGGGAUGCAGGACUUCAUCAUGUGAGAUUCUUUUGCUCUGCAUAAAGAGUGGCAGCAUGAUGUAUGCUUUUAACUGAUGAAAUAAAGGUUAGUUUAUGCUGGUCAGUGACUAUGAUCCAUCUGACUGAGCUAGACAGCCAUCUAGAUUUCUCUAGUCAUGCAGGGAUGAGCACUCAAGGAAGUGAUUUAUUCUGCCUGUUAUAAUAAAUUUACUUGCUCUUUGAAUGUGGACACUUCAGUUGUAAUAAAAAGGAGUCAAUGUGAUUAUCUCAGUGAAGUGCAACAGAUUUCGUGUUGAUUGAAAGGAGUUUUGUUGCUGUCUAAAGGGUCUGUGUGGGCAUAAAAUCUACUGCCAGAAGGAAUAAAUUACCAACAGCAAGGAUUGUGGUGGUGUAUGCACAUCAAAUAUUCCUUUCAUCUAUGCAGACACAAGCCAGGACCUUACAGCUUUCUACUGUCUUGCAUCUUUCUGGAAGAUGUUGGAGUUAGUAGCAGAAAAGAGAAUGAGUUGUGCUUUCCAGUGAUACCAUGCUGAAUGGCAAAGGAAGUCCACUACGUAGUAGAUGAAGGAAACUGGAUGUACUCCACAUUAGACUGAGUCACACAGGUUUUUAAGAAUACCUGUUCUGCUUCUCUGACCACAAAAGCCCUAACUUUUAGCAAGAGUUAGAAAGUAUUUGAAGUGAUUACUUAGGAAUUCAAAGGGAAAUGCUGCUCUGGCAUGAUAUUGCAAAGUGACAUUAGUUGCCCCAGUUUGGCAGUAUAGAUCUCUAGACAAAACUGAAAUCUUCCUACUUGCAGUGGGUUCUCUUGAGCUUAGAUUUGGAGUGGUCUAUGCUGUAAAUAAACUCAGUGUGGAAUGCCAUGGUUUUCUGUAAGCAAUCUCCCAUGCUUUCAGAAAGUGCAGGAGCUGUGAAUUGCUCAAAUAUGUUGUCAAACCAGAGGUUAAAGGAGCUGUCCUGUUCCACAGUUUCUGCAGUUUUUUGAGGAGUGUAUUUUUUUUACAAGCUGAGCUGUAGCCCAUAAUCUGGACUGUAAAGAGGACAGCUCUUUAGUCGAGGAAGCUCUACCUCAGGCACAGAGUUCUGUCUAGGCUUAGGAGGAUGUAGGGGAAAGCAUCACUGGCAUUCCCAGGUGGAAGUACAAAAGAUGGGAGGGGCAGAUGCAUUUUGUUGCACUGAGUAUGCUGGAGAAGCCCCUUUCCUCCUCACAGGUUGUCUGGGGAGGGGCUAGGUUUUGCAUGCUCACUUCCAUGCCUCAGCAUUUCAUUUGCGCUGAGUUCAUCUCCCUGCAAUUCCAUCCCUCUCCACCUUGGGUGAGGGCAGAGUUGAAGAUCUGCAGUGAAGCAGCCCUCGUCCCCUGAGCACUUCCCUAAUUCCCUGUGGAACUGAGAUGUGAUGGACGGUCAGAAGUGCAUCUGCUGAAGAGGAGCCAGGGUCUGCUUUGUACUACUUACGGCUAACAUUCUAGGGGGUGGGCGUACAAGCUUGAGGCCCCCAGACCAGCAAUUCUCUUGAACUUCUCAAAACAAAGCCGUUGGUGCCCCAUUCCUCCUAUUCCUCUGGGGGCUAAGGUCCCCUUAGGCUGUCUCUUCCAUUUCUUUCUCUUGGAUGUUGUAUGUUGCUGUCUCUUCUGCUACCUUUCCCCUCCUUUGUGUCUCUAUGCAUGGGCAAAAAAUUUACCAAGGCCCUCUGAGUAAGAGCAAGGGACUGUGCUGUAUGCAGCAUUACAGCCAAUUACGCACGUGCAAUUUAUUUCCUUCCUCUAUAAACACAACUGUAAUCUCUGGCAUGUUGUAGUAAUCAACUCAUGUACUUUAAACAGUCUCAAAGAAACACAGUUCAUCACCCUA